AAUAUUCUGGAAAAGAAAUGGGGGUAGACCAUUCUUCAGUAAUUGAAAAAUAAAGUGAUGAUUGAAAUCUUCUGAGCUGAGGAAAUCAGUUCAGUUUUGGCAAUCCCAGGGUGCAUUCUACUUACGAAAGUGUUUUUUGCUGGGUAUAAAUGCAAAUUUUAUGAGUACUUUACGGAUUGAAUUGAAUACAUUAUUUUCGUUAUUUUUUUCCGCUUUUUAAAUAUAUUUCUUUCGUGAUUUUUUUCAUUUUUUUAAACAUAUUUUUUCGGGAUUUUUUUCUUUUUUUUUUUCUUUUGCUAUAAAUUUCAUUUGAAAUAAAAAGUGUUCAAAAUGAGUGACAUCCGUGAAUUACAAGAAUUGAUCGAAAGUUUAACACCAGAGGAGAUUGAAAACUUGUUUGAUGACUGGGAUCCGGUGGCAGUUCCUGUGAAUGCUGAUAAUUUCCCACAUAAUCCACAGCCGAAUAAUGUUGCUGCUGCACAACCAUCGAAUAAUGUUGCUGCUGUCCAACAGCCGAAUAAUGUUGCAGGUGCCCAAUCAGACUCGGAAGAAUAUUAUCGGGUUCUGCAAGUUCAAAAUCGUACAGUUAAAAAAUUCAACGCUACAGCCAAACGAAUUAUCAUACAACUGAUAGAGAAUGACAGUAAUCCGAUCGAAUUUAUUGAAAAUGCCUUUAAAAAAUUGAUCGAAGAAUUCGUAAAUAAUGAUGAUACUGGUGCUAAUAAAGUUGGCCUGACGAUUAAUAAUAGUGAAAAUAGUGAAAACAACAGACCUAUUUUUAUAUCGUACAGGCCACUCUCUGAAUUAACAGCAGAAAUUAUUUUGAAUGAAUUUCAAAAGGUAAUUCAGAGCAAUGCCAAUUUUCUGAGCGAUGAACCGCUCCAAAUAAAUAUCACGAAAAUUAUUGUACCGCACGGAAGAGGAAAAUCAACCCACCUAGACAUGUUACCGUAUGAUGAAUUUUGUGCUUCGAAAAAACGGUCUAUCCAUGUGAUCCGCAAUAACGAUAAUUUAUGCUUACCUAGGGCUUUAGUUCUAGGCAAAGCCUAUUUCGACAAAAAUUGGGCCAAAGAAAAUUUGCCUAAAAAAGAAGACAAGGAAUAUGCCUUAAGAUAUAAGGAAGCCAAGAAAUAUGCCUUAAGAUAUAAGGCGCUAAGUAGGUUAGAUCGGUCUGAUAAAUUAGGAGAUGCUGCGAGGGAUUUAUGUGAAGAUGCUGGAGUAGUGAUUGGCAGCGAUGGAGGGGGUCCAGCUGAGCUUAAAAAAUUCCAGGAUUACUUAAGUGAUUACAAAAUUGAUGUUUAUAAUGGAUCGGACCACAGUGGGAAAACUCUAGUUUUCGAAAGCGAGGUGCAAGCUGCGAAGCACAUAAACCUUAUAUAUGGACAAAAUCACUAUAAUGUGAUCUUGACACUUGCCGGUGCAUUCGCAAAAAAUGAGUUUUGCGCUGGUUGUCAUGAAGGAUUCGAGCAUAAAAUUGAACAUAAUAAAUGUAAAAAGGCAUGUCACAGGUGUAAAAAGGAAGACGAAUGUAAAAAAAAUCCUAAUAUUGGAAGGAUACAGUGUCCCAAGUGUCUACGAAUUUUCAAUGGUCAGCAAUGUCUUAAAAAUCAUACACUACCGCACUAUGAGAAAGGUAGGUCAGUUUGUGCCGUUUUCAAAUAUUGCGAUAUAUGCCAGUACCAGUACUCCACGGAGAAGCUAAAAGGAAAACCACAUAAAUGCGAAUACAUUCACUGCAAUAAUUGCGAAACAUAUGUGCUGCAUGGGCAUUUAUGCCAUGUUCAAACGCUGAGUAAAAAAGAUACCAAUCGGCCAAAGAACGCAUAUGUAUUUUUCGAUUUUGAGAGCCGUAUUGACGAUGAAAAGCAUAUACCAAAUUAUUGCGUGAUCCAAGUGCAAUGUUUUAAAUGUGUUGAUGAUAUGGAUGUGUCUCAGAAAUGCGCAUUUUGCGGUGAACGCGAAUUCGUAAUAAAAAGACAUGAAGGAGAUCACCUUUUAUUGGAUUUUUUCAGAGUAAUUCAAGAUCUCCUUAAAAAAAAAUUUACAAAAAUACUGGUAUUUGCCCACAACGGUGGUGGGUAUGAUUUCCAAUUUAUUGCUGACUUUAUGCUGAGAAUGAGUUGGCAACCUGAAUUAAUUCUCAAUGGAAGCAAAAUAAUGCAAAUAGCUUAUAAAAAAAAAGUUGUUUUUAGGGACACUCUCAAUUUCUUUCAGAAACCUCUGAAAUCGCUACCCUCUAUGUUUGGACUUCAAAAUAUAGCAAAAGGACACUUCCCUCAUUUCUUCAAUAAGCCUGAAAACCAAAACUAUAUUGGUACCCUCCCAGGUGUAGAAUACUAUGGUGCGGACCAGAUGAGUGGCAAAGAGAGAAAAAAUUUUCUGAAAUGGUAUAAUGAGCAACUUAAAGAAAAGAAAACAUUUGAUUUCCAAAAAGAAAUGGAAUUUUAUUGUCGUGCUGAUGUGGAGAUUUUACGCCGUGCAUCGUUGAUAUUUCGUAAAUUGUUUGUUGAUCUACUCCAUGUGGACCCCUUAGCUGUAGCAUGCACAAUUGCUUCGGCAUGCAUGGUUGCAUAUAGAACUAAUUUCUUGCCAAAAGAUACCAUACCGCUGAUGCAAUUUAAAUCAUAUCGAAUGAGGGAAAAACAGUCCGAACUUGCUGUGAAUUACAUAAAAUACUUCGAAGAAAAAUUUGAUGUUCGUCUCCAAUCUGCAUACAGGGGAACUGAGAAAAAAAUAGCAAAUUAUCACAUUGAUGGUUACUGUGAGAAUUUUCCAGCUGAAAAACUAGGGUCGAAAUAUGGUACUGGUAAUCGGCCAUUAUUAUUGGAAAUUCAUGGAUGCUUUUAUCACGGCUGCCCUACUUGCUUUAAAAAUCGCACCGCACCAAUUUACAGUGGUUCUCGCACUUCCGAUAAAGUUGAUAUGGACAUGAGAUUUCAAAAUACCCAAACAAAAAUGAGCUUCUUGAGAAACUUACCAUGUAGACCAAUUGUACUGGAAAAAUGGGAAUGCGAGAUCUACAGAGAUUGUACCACAGACACGCAACUGAAACGCUGUAUGACUGAUAGAUCAACUAUAACCCCGAUAUAUACCAAUCGCGAAGCUUUCUUUGGAGGCAGGACUGAAAAUUUUUAUAGGUAAAUUUCAUAAAAAUUCAUUUAAAAAUGCUGGAGGGUUCAAUCAUGUAGCUUAUUUCAUUUCAAUUUUAAUUUUGUUUUUACAGGUAUUACAAAGUCAAAGAAAAUGAAAAAAUUCGAUACAUUGAUGUUAAUUCAUUGUAUCCGUACAUUAACAAGUAUGGUGUUUACCCUAUAGGACACCCUCAAAUAUUAAUUGCUGAUGAUGUACCUCAAACUUUACAAGGUAUAACAGGUGUAGCUAAAGUACGCGUUCUUCCUCCAAAAGAUCUGUACAUGCCUGUGUUACCUCUUAGGGCCAAUAACAAAUUGACAUUUGCACUUUGCAUAGUAUGUGCCAACUGUGAAAAUACAGGUACGUGUACACAUAGCGAUGAAGAAAGAGCGUUUGUGGGUACCUACACAUGUAUCGAGCUUAAUAAAGCCGUUGAGAAAGGUUAUAUAUUGAAAAAUAUAUACGAGGUAUGGUCAUAUGAAAGUAUGCAGUACAAUGAAGAGAGUAAAGGGCUGUUCUCUGAGUAUAUUGAUCUCUUUAUUGCCAUCAAACAAAAAUCUUCGGGAUACCCAGCAAAUAUUCAAACACCUGAAGAUAAAGAAAAAUUUGUGGAAGAAUUGCUGAGACGUGAGGGAAUCACACUGACCACUGACGAAAUCGAAUCCAACCCAGGACUUCGUUCCUUGAGCAAAAUAUGCCUUAAUAGUUUAUGGGGCAAGUUUGGUCAGAGAAACAAUGUGGGGAAAAUAUCUGUAUUAAAGAAAGCAUCGGAGUUAUACACUUUCUUAUCUGACCCAUCUAGAGAAAUAAGCAAUCUCAAAUUUUUGAAUGAAAAAUCCGAAGAGGAUGCUCUAGCAUACGUGCAGUGGAAAGUCGUGGAUGAAUGUGCUGUUGAUGCAGGGUUUAUAAGUCCAAUUAUUUGCGCAUAUGUCACCUCGCAGGCUAGACUCCACUUGUACAGAUAUCUGGAUGAGCUGAAGGAACGUGUACUUUACUGUGAUACGGACAGUAUCAUAUAUGUUGAAAGAGAGGGAGAUAUACCCAUAGAAACAGGUCCAUUCCUAGGUCAAAUGGGGAAUGAAUUGGAAUCUGACUAUGGACCAGAUGCUUAUAUCACGGAGUUUGUAUCUGGUGGGCCUAAAAAUUACAGUUUAGCCGUUUACGUGCCUAAUACAGGUGAAACGGAUUACAUCACCAAGGUGCGAGGGAUAACGCUAAAUUUCCAAACCAAACAGCUGAUGAAUUUCAACAGCAUGAAAAACUUCAUUUUAGAAGAUUCACCAACUAAUCCCCCAACACCUAUUGAAAUAGUUAAUCCCAAUAAAAUACAGAGAAAACGCGGUUUUUCGGUCAUAAGUAAAGACAUGACUCGUCAUUAUAGGCAAGUCCCCAGCAAGAGGCGAAAACUAAAUCAUUACAGAACCCUGCCAUAUGGAUAUGUGGAGAAUUAGUCUUGGUUUUCAACAUUGCCUUAUGAUGCUAUGAUGCAGAUUGUUGAUAGGAUGUCUAUGGCGAAUAUUUACAGCAAAUUACCAUACAUAAACGAAACAUGCCGUGAAUUGGCCAUUAGAAAAAUUUACCAAAUGCGUCAUGUAAUUUGCAGGGAGAGACGCAACAAAAAUUGUGUAUGUCUAACAAAAGAGGGGAAGCUAGAAGAAAUUAAACUCAUUAAAAGUUUAAUUGAUGCUAGAAUGUACCCUAUCUUCGUAGAUGAAGAAUUAGAUGACGAUUAAAAGUAAUCUUUAAGAUGUACAUAUUAUAGGCAUUGAUAUUUUCCUCAUGUAUUUUGUAGAAAUUAAAAUAAAAUGUAAUACAUUUUGUACAGUGCA
Planococcus citri (citrus mealybug) is the source of this 4961-nucleotide messenger RNA. RefSeq lists its product as uncharacterized. Gene Ontology annotation, molecular function: nucleic acid binding. The record is from RefSeq and is a predicted model, not a curated record. The coding region runs from base 331 to 3141 and encodes 936 amino acids. NCBI's taxonomy places the organism in Eukaryota, Metazoa, Arthropoda, Insecta, Hemiptera, Pseudococcidae. The transcript has 5 exons.